Gadus chalcogrammus (walleye pollock) is the source of this 3770-nucleotide messenger RNA. RefSeq names its product ubiquitin carboxyl-terminal hydrolase CYLD (gene cyld3). Lineage: Eukaryota; Metazoa; Chordata; Actinopteri; Gadiformes; Gadidae. Gene Ontology annotation, biological process: necroptotic process; protein K63-linked deubiquitination; regulation of intrinsic apoptotic signaling pathway. The transcript has 17 exons. Gene Ontology annotation, molecular function: K63-linked deubiquitinase activity; cysteine-type deubiquitinase activity. The coding region runs from base 316 to 3306 and encodes 996 amino acids. The record is from RefSeq and is a predicted model, not a curated record. Gene Ontology annotation, cellular component: cytosol.
AUCAACUGCUUCCUGCUUCAAGCGCUGCGUUGUAAUAAGUAACCAUAACCAACGAUGUAGAAACAAGUUCGUAGUCGAUUUGACUGAAAUCAGACGAAGCAACAAUCAUUUACUCAUCACUUUUAACCGAGGUUUAGGCGAGAGGGAUCGCCUUAAAUACUUCUAGACGGCAUUGCGCCAAGGAUGAACCUUUGUAGAGCAAAGCGAGCCAGGAGUUGAAAACGCCUUGGUCUCUGAUAGGUUUUCUCCGAGCAUACUGCGUAAAAUAAGUUGGAUUUGGAGGAGUUGGUUUCCUCACACACACCCUCAUACACAAUGUCUGGUGGUCCGCAGCCACCCAGCAGGAGACGUCGCAAGAUGUUCCUGAUCAGCAGACACCUGAAGCUGCAGGAUCAGUUGGAAGGAACCAUUUGUUUGGAGAGGGGGAGCAUCUGUCAGGAGCAGUCCACCCCCAGCUCCCGGGCGGACCAGAGCUGGGUGAAGGUGUUGGAUAUCGGCGUGUUGGUGAGGAUAGACAGGAUCCACCUGGUAGACAUUCCCCAUGACCUCAGCGGCCUAUUGGAGGCCGUCCCUGAAGCGGAGGCCCGCCUUAAACUGUUCGGCAACCCGCUGAAGCUGCGUCAAUUGGCUGCCUUACCCCUCGGCGCCGCCCUCAUGGUGCAGAGGAGCCAAUCAGAUGAGUUCAUGGAGGCGGAGCUUCGCUUCAGAGGCCCAAUGACCAGAGGAGGCUCGGCCAUCAUGUUUGGGGUCGAGCUCAAGGGGGCGGCGGCGGGUCACGGGGUGAGCAGCUCCUACAAGGGCCAGUCCUACUUCAUCUGCCCCAAGGCCUCUGCCCUCUUCGUACCGGCUAACCGCAUCCAUGUACGGCGGUUGUCACGCGGCAACGCUACGAACCCAGGUCAGGAACACGCCGGCGGAGUCACCACCAACAACAACUACAACAACAAAGGUCACCGCGGUAGCGAUGACCACCCCAACGCUCCUCCUCUUCAGCACCAGCCGCCGGCACCGCAGCCUCGCGCAGGCGUCCGCGCUAGCUUCCACCAGCGCCGCGAGGGCCAGCCUCUAGAAGCCGUUAGCAUUCUGCCACGCACGGCGGAUUCGGCGCCCGUCCACGCCCCGAGCCAAGCCACGGCAAGAGCUGCCUCCCCCCCCUUGCUGCAGGUGUGCCAGCGGGUGUGCUUCACCCUGGAAGACAGGGUCCAGGGCGGGGAGGUGCGCUACUGUGGGCCCCUGCCUGGUCGGGCCUCCCCGGGAACGUACGUGGGAGUACUGCUGGAUGCUCCAUUGGGCAACUGGGAUGGCCAUUAUAAAGGGGAGAGGCUGUGUCUGAUCCCCAGCCCCCUGUAUGGGCUACUGCUGCCCAUCGCUAAAGUCUCCCAAGAGUCCAGAUCAAAUCGUCUUCCAGGACCGGUCCCCUCCAACCCUAAACCCAUUCUAAAGCCGCCUCCCGUCUAUAGACCUAGCCCCUCCCUCUCCCCCACACCCAUCCACCCUCCUAAAGUGGCCUUGAUGCCCCCCAAGCUCCCCUCCCCGAAACCAGCCCUGAAUACCCCACCCUUACCCCCUCCCAAGCAGCCCUACAAGGUCCUCCCCCCGGUGCCGGUCCCACCCCCCAAACCCCAGGCUCUGCCCUCGCCCAUCACCACCACCACUGCGGACCAACCGUGGCCCCCCAACGGCGAGCCCGCCCCCGCCUCUCCCGCCAUGCUGUCGCCGGGCGGAAGCGAGGACGGCGGCUGGAGGGACCGAGGGACGGAUGUGGCGAUGGCGCUGGAGGUGGGGUCCAUGGUGGAGGUGAACGACCCGCCCCUUUUUGGAGUGAUCCGCUGGAUUGGACGAAUCAGUGGGAUCAACCAGACGGUGGCCGGACUCGAACUGGAUCAGGAGCUGGCCGCGGCGACGGACGGCAGUUACCUUGGCAACCGGUACUUCCGCUGCCCGGCAAACAAGGGGCUGUUCGUCAAACUACGCAACUGUAGGCGGGACUCCAGGUUCCCGGCGCCGGAGACGCCUGUCAAUCAAGUGGAGCGAUGCAACUCAAUAGCGUUUGCGGAGUGGGGCAGUGAGCGUGUGGAGGAGCCCACCGCCCCUCUGGAGGGGGGGGAGGUGCUGGAGGUGCUGCAGGGCUGGAAGAGAGGAAUACAAGGCCACCUGAACUCCUGCUACCUGGACGCCUCCCUCUUCAGCCUGUUCUCCUGCUGCAGCUCAGCCGACUGGGUGAUGCUGAGCCCCCCUGGCCCCUCGGAGCCCCCGGGCUCCGGCCGGGCCAAGGACCUGCUCCGCUGCGAGAUCGUCAACCCCCUGCGCAGGUUCGGCUACGUGUGCGCCAGCAAGACCAUGUCCCUGAGGCUGCUGCUGGAGGCGGACAACCACGACGCCGGCUUCACCAACCAGGAGAAAGAUCCAGAGGAGUUCCUCAACAUGCUCUUCCAGCUCUUUCACGUGGAGCCACUCCUCAAGAUCCGAUCCAUGUCCCAGGAACCCCAGGAGUGCCACCUCUACCAGCUCUUCCCUCCGACCGCACUCCCCCACUCUCCCGCCUUUCCCCUCCCCUCCCCUCCUCUCUCCCCCUCCCUCUCCCCGCCCCCCGCCCUCCCCCAGGGCCCGGGCCCCAUGCGGGUGGCCAGCGUCCAGGCCAUGCUGGACUCCUCCUUCCUCCACACGGGACUCAAAUUCGUGGAGGCCCCCUCCUGUCUGUUGCUACUGAUGCCCAGGUUUGGGAAGGACUUCAAGAUGUUUGAUGCCAUCUCGCCCACACUGUCCCUGGACAUCACUGACCUGCUGGACGACACGUUGAGACAGUGCAGUAUCUGCCAGGCAGUGGCUGAGUGGGAGUGCUCUCAGUGUUACCCGGACCAGGACAUUACACCUGGCCGCCUCAAACAAUAUUGUCCCACCUGUAACACACAGGUCCACAGCCACAGGAAGCGGCUGGGUCACACCCCUGAGCCGGUGCGGGUCCCCGGGGGGCCGUGGGCGGGGCCCCUGCAUGGCACCCGCCAGCGGUUGGAGCUGUUCGCCGUGACGUGCAUCGAGACCAGCCACUACGUCAGCCUGGUGAAGCACGGGCCACGGCCCUCGGACUGGCUGUUCUUCGACAGCAUGGCCGACCGAGAGGGUGGCGAGAACGGUUUCAACAUUCCGCAGGUGAGAGCGUGUCCCGAGGUGGGCCGCUUCCUCAGCCUAUCAGAGGAGGAGCUGAGUCGUGUUGAGCCCGCCUCCCUGCCUGAGCCCGCCCGCCGCCUGCUGUGUGACGCUUACAUGUGUUUCUACCACAGUCCCGAGCUCAGCUUGUACAAGUGAAGGAGAGGAAACAAUAAACAGAAUAUGCAUGCAUAAACACACAACAUAGAUGCACCCACACCCACAUAGUGCCUUUAAAUUACUUGUUAGAAACAUACAGACAGCUUGGCUGUAAUGCACAGCGCUGAAACUCCUCAGCCGAUAACACCACAGAAUAACAUGCAAUAAUAACAUGUAUGUGUCUAUAUUUAUAACUCCAAUGAUAGAGGGCCAUUUCUUAAAUAAAAUGCAAAGAAGGAUGUAGUAAAUAUUCUGUUUUUUUAUUAGGUCUAUAUUUGACCUUGCAGUCCACAGCAAUAAGCCUAGUCAGGAAUAUGUCCUUAACUCAGUCGUUUAAAAGUUGGUAUGUUAUACAUACUUGUUCACUUAUGUUGUUUUGUUUUGUUGCUUGUAAAAUGACAAUAUAGGAUGGAGUUAUAGUUGUAUAGUAUUCGUAUUUGUUAACCCGAAAUGUAUUUUUUUUU